AUGCUAGUUCCGCAGGUAGCAUUUGCCGAGGACCACACCAUCAUGGCCAUUUCCGUACUCUCGUUGUUGGAAACGUUAAGCACAGCCAUCUCCCUAGCCAUCGGGAAAAGUAUCUUUCAUAAUCGACUUGUGGAUAAUCUCCACACGAUAGCCCCUUCAGCGGAUGCCUCCCUGAUCACGGGCAAUUCAGCACUCGUUCGGGAUAUCGUUCCAGAUGAUUUGUUGCCCAGCGUCCUCAACGCUUACAGCCGGUCAAUCAUGCAGACUUUUUAUGCUGGUGUGGCUAUGUGUGCGUUGUCGUUGUUUGGCUCGGCUUCCUUGCCAUGGAAGUCGAUUAAAGAAGAAGAGUCGCCGGACAGUACGACGGGGGAUGACAAUAGCGCUCACUCGGCGGAUGAGAACAGGCCAGAAAUGACGAUUUUUUCUAUCGAGUUCGAGAUCAAGGACCAAGAGCGCAGGAAGACGGCAGCGGGGAAUGGCAUCACCUUACAACGAACUGUUCGCACAGCUGAGAUGUACAAAUGUUAG
Messenger RNA from Aspergillus candidus, 528 nucleotides. RefSeq lists its product as uncharacterized. The transcript has 2 exons. Bases 1 to 528 code for a protein of 175 amino acids. NCBI's taxonomy places the organism in Eukaryota, Fungi, Ascomycota, Eurotiomycetes, Eurotiales, Aspergillaceae. The record is from RefSeq and is a predicted model, not a curated record. Gene Ontology annotation, molecular function: transmembrane transporter activity. Gene Ontology annotation, biological process: transmembrane transport.